Verruconis gallopava is the source of this 1327-nucleotide messenger RNA. RefSeq names its product agmatinase. Gene Ontology annotation, molecular function: agmatinase activity; metal ion binding. The coding region runs from base 12 to 1145 and encodes 377 amino acids. The record is from RefSeq and is a predicted model, not a curated record. Lineage: Eukaryota; Fungi; Ascomycota; Dothideomycetes; Venturiales; Sympoventuriaceae. The transcript has 10 exons.
UGAAAAUUGAAAUGGCUUGUUUAACGUACUUGAUUCUAGCUGCAUUUUCAGCUGCAACCGCCGCUAGAGAGAUCGUUUUCCCACCUUCCAUUCCACAAGUCCCAUUUGGAGCUUUGUCCAAUGACCCUAUAUCAGCGUUCACCGAAGUUCCCCCUGCUGUCGCCGGUUUGACAACGUUUGCGAAUAUACCACACGUAUUCUGUCUUGCGGAUGCUGCUAAUGAAGCCGUCGAGAAGUUUGAUAUUGCAUUUUUGGGAGCCCCUUUUGAUACCGCUACAACUGGACGACCUGGCGCCAGGUUUGGACCCGGAGGUAUUCGACAGGGUUCUAGGCGGAUCGAGCCUGGAGGUUACAGUAUCUACACGGGAGAAAACUCAUUUGAUAGCUGGGCCAAGGUUGUAGACUGCGGAGAUGCUCCUCUCACGUUUUUGGAUAAUACGGUUGCGCUAAAGCAGCUUGAUCAUGCUCAUAAGAUCAUUUCGGGACGUGAAACUAAUUCCUCUGUGUACCGGGUACCACGAAUCAUUGUCCUGGGAGGAGAUCACACAACCACGCUCAGUGCUCUUAGAUCAACAUUCAAUCGCUGGGGCCCAGUAAGCGUUAUUCACUUUGAUUCCCAUAUCGAUACUUGGGAUCCUGAGGUACUGGGUGGUGGACUUUCACAUUAUGCAGGAGUAAAUCAUGGGACUUUCCUACACAUUGCGCAUGAGGAAGGGUUAAUUACAAACUCUUCUGUGCAUGCUGGCAUUCGUGCACCUGUCAUUCGCAAGAAAGGUGACGUCAGAAACGACGUUCGUUGCGGUUUCGAUAUUAUUCGAGCUCGAGAUAUAGAUCGAAUCGGUGCAGACGGUAUAAUCCGCAGGAUCAAAGAACGUGUCGCCGGCAAUAAAGUGUAUAUCUCAGUCGAUAUCGACGUACUAGAUCCAGCUUUCGCACCAGCUACGGGUACGGCGGAAGUCGGCGGCUGGAGCACACGCGAGCUGCUGACCAUACUAGAUGGUCUCGUGGGCCUGGAAGUAGUUGGCGCUGAUGUUGUUGAGGUUGCGCCAAUAUAUGAUAACCCUGGAGAGACAACUCUUCUUGCGGCAGCUGAGGUUGCGCAUUCGUUGUUGACCUUGAUGGUGAAACAGCCAGUAAAACCUUGAUGUUGAACGACAUAGGUGAUGUUACGAUUUGUGGGAAGUUCAAGAGCUGCUACCUGUAGACUUAAGAAUUAGAACGAAUUUAAGGAUGGUCUUUGGGAAAAGUAACGAGAAAGUUCUCCUGAGAGCUUCACUAGAUUUAUUCAUGUACAUGAUGUCUCGGCAUCCUGGCUUUAUCUAUUAGC